Molecule: messenger RNA, 4216 nt
Organism: Melanotaenia boesemani (Boeseman's rainbowfish)
Lineage: Eukaryota; Metazoa; Chordata; Actinopteri; Atheriniformes; Melanotaeniidae
Gene: ddr2a
Product: discoidin domain receptor tyrosine kinase 2a
Exons: 17
Coding region: 211-2793 (860 amino acids)
Biological process (GO): positive regulation of kinase activity; cell surface receptor protein tyrosine kinase signaling pathway; protein phosphorylation
Cellular component (GO): membrane; signaling receptor complex
Molecular function (GO): protein tyrosine kinase collagen receptor activity; collagen binding; ATP binding
Source: RefSeq, a predicted model, not a curated record
CCCCGUGAGUCCUGGUGAAGGCAGCUGAAGGACAGAGAGUGAGUGGUCGAAAGAGAGGAAGACUGGGACUGUGACAUCCCGCUGCUGGACUCUCAUUGGAAUAAUCUAAAAUCAUCUGUGAACAAAUGGUCUGAAAGGGACAAAACAAACAAACAAACAAAAAAAAAACAUCUUAGAAGCUGAAAGUCUGCCUCUUCGCAUGUAUUUGGGAUGAAGCACCUGUUGGACAUUCACUUCUUCCUGCUCAGCCUCCUUCACCUGUUAGGAGCCGUCACAUCACAAGUCAACCCAGAUGUCUGUCGGUAUCCUCUGGGGAUGUCAGGAGGACAGAUUCAAGAUGAGGACAUCUCUGCCUCCAGCCAGUGGUCUGAAUCUACCGCUGCCAGAUAUGGCAGGUUGAACAGUGAGGAGGGUGAUGGCGCGUGGUGUCCAGAGAUAACAGUCGAACCAGACAACCUGAAGGAGUUCCUUCAGAUUGACCUGCGCUCGCUCCACUUUAUCACUCUUGUGGGAACCCAAGGUCGACAUGCUGGGGGCAUUGGUAAUGAGUUUACCCAGAUGUAUAAGAUUAAAUACAGUCGUGAUGGCAGUCGGUGGAUCUCAUGGAGAGACAGGCAGGGGAAACAGGUGAUUGAGGGAAACAGGAAUGCCUAUGAAACUGUGCUCAAGGACCUUAAACCUCCCAUCAUUGCUCGCUAUGUUCGCUUCAUGCCUGUAACAGAACACUCCAUGAAUGUCUGCAUGAGAGUAGAGCUCUACGGCUGCGAAUGGCUGGAUGGUCUUGUUUCGUAUAACUCUCCAACAGGAGAACAGAUGAACUUGCCUGCUUACACUCUUUACCUGAAUGAUUCUGCCUAUGAUGGCGCCGUUAUCCACAGUAUGACAGAAGGCUUGGGCCAGCUGACUGAUGGAGAGUGCGGUCCAAAUGACUUUAAAGAAGAUCUCAUCUACAAACUAUGGCAGGGGUAUGACUAUGUGGGCUGGAACAACGAAAGCUUCCCCAGUGGAUUUGUUGAGAUAAUGUUUGAGUUUGAUCGUAUACGCAACUUUACCACAAUGAAGGUCCACUGCAACAACAUGCUUCCCCUGCACAUCAAGGCCUUCCGUCAAGUGGUUUGUUACUUCCGCUCCGAUUCAGACUGGGAGGCCAUACCGCUCUCCUUCAGACCUGAGGUGGAUGACAAGAAUUCAGAUGCCCGGUUUGUUACUGUCAGCCUGGCCAAUCACAUGGCAAGUGCCAUCAAAUGCCAGUUCUACUUUGCGGAUGCCUGGAUGCUGUUCAGUGAGAUCACUUUCCAGUCAGAUACAGCCAUGUACAAUACAACACUGGCUCCACCCAAGACCGGACUUCCACCGAACAUACCGCCAGAAGAUGAUCCCACCCACAAAGUUGAUGAUAGCAACACCCGGAUUCUGAUUGGCUGUUUAGUAGCGAUCAUUUUCAUCCUGGUGGCCAUUAUUGUUAUUAUCUUGUGGAGGCAGGUGUGGCAGAAGAUGUUGGAGAAGGCGUCUCGUCGGAUGCUGGAUGAUGAACUAACUGCUAGUUUGUCAAUACAGAGUGAGACAUUUGGCUACAACCACAACCAGUCGAGUGCAGCCAAUGAGCAGCAGUCUAAUUCCACCUAUGAGCGCAUCUUCCCUCUCAGUCCAGACUAUCAGGAGCCAUCACGCCUCAUAUGUAAACUGCCAGAGUUUGCACAGAGCCCAGAAGAGCUUGCUUCAACUAGCCCCUCAGCCUCUAAAUCCACCACUACAACUGUGGCCCAAGAUGGCGUCCCUCAUUAUGCAGAAGCAGACAUUGUCGACUUGCAAGGCGUUACAGGAAGCAACACAUAUGCCAUCCCUGCAGUAACUAUGGACCUGCUGUCAGGGAAGGAUGUUGUUGUGGAAGAGUUCCCCCGAAAACUGCUCACAUUCAAAGAGAAACUGGGAGAGGGCCAGUUUGGAGAGGUCCACCUGUGUGAAGCAGAGGGAAUGCAGGAGUUUAUGAAUGAAGAAUAUCUGUUUGAUAUUCCAGAGGACCAGCCAGUCUUAGUGGCUGUGAAGAUGCUCCGUUCAGAUGCCAACAAAAAUGCAAGGAAUGACUUCCUCAAAGAGAUAAAGAUCAUGUCACGUUUAAAGGACCCCAACAUCAUUCGCCUGCUAGCUGUGUGCAUCUACAGCGACCCUCUCUGUAUGAUCACAGAGUACAUGGAAAAUGGAGAUCUCAACCAGUUUCUGUCCCGCCAUGAAGCUGAGGGACAACUUGCUUUGCUCAGCAACACACCUACAGUCAGCUUCACUAACCUGUGCUACAUGGCCACUCAGAUAGCCUCAGGGAUGAAGUACCUCUCCUCCCUGAACUUUGUCCACCGAGACUUGGCCACACGUAAUUGUUUGGUGGGCAAAAAUUACACAAUAAAGAUUGCUGACUUUGGCAUGAGCAGGAACUUAUACAGUGGCGACUACUACCGGAUCCAGGGUAGAGCGGUGCUGCCUAUACGCUGGAUGUCAUGGGAGAGCAUCCUACUGGGUAAGUUCACCACAGCGAGCGAUGUUUGGGCCUUUGGGGUGACCUUGUGGGAGAUACUAAACUUCUGCAAGGAGCAACCCUAUUCUCAGCUCACUGAUGAGCAGGUGAUAGAAAACACAGGGGAGUUUUUCAGGGACCAGAAACGACAGAUCUACCUGCCCCAACCUGUGCUGUGUCCAGACUUGCUCUACAAGAUCAUGCUCAGCUGCUGGAGGAGGAAUGCAAAGGAACGGCCCUCCUUUCAGGAAAUACACAAAAGCCUCUUGGAUUUACAGGCUUAAGCCAGAGCAAAGUUUUAGACAGUUAUUCCCUGUCUGCUCAUCUCUGAAAAAGUGGUGUUUGACAAGAGUGGCAGACAUGCCAGGUUUAAGCUAUCUUGUUUCAGCAGAGAGACAGGGUGAGGGGAUCACCUGAGGGCUCUGUGCACAUUAUCCAGAUGGACUACCAAGGGGAUUUUUUGUGUUUCAGUUUGAUUAAAAUUAACUAAAAGUUUCAUAGAAAAACAAACAAAAAAACAAACAAAAAACAAAACAAAACAAAAAAAGAAAACAAACAAACAAACAAAAAAAAAACUACACCAUACUUUAAACACAAACAUGUUUAAAGACAUGAACUUUGGUUGGAACAUGUCUUAAGCAGCCAAAACUUUAAUGUAGCAAGUGAUAUUUGGCACUUUUGAAACUUUUGAAUAUUCAUGUAAAUUUAUUGUUUUAGUUAAAGGUUUUCCAUGUUAUAUCUAAAUGAUUGAUAAAGUCAUUGCUGAAGACCUUACUUGUGUUUUCUUUUAGAAGACUGCUUGAAUGUAGAGGGGAAAGUGCAGCAAACCAUUAAUUACAGUUAAAUUUAAUAUUUUUCAAGUAUCUCAUUUUCAUUUAUAGAAAGACAUUAUAAGACAAAAAUAUCAAAUAAAUCUGUCUUUUUCCAUCUCCUGCCAUUUUCCUACAGGAACUUCAGCAAAAACUGUAUAUAGCUGUGUAUUUUCAAUAGACAUGUUUUAUCAUGUUACUUUUCUUAAUUAUUACAUUUUUGUUGUUUUUUUCUUCCUUCCACAAACGUUUUGAAGUUGAUCACAAAUUAAGAUUAGCAGUGAGUGCUUAAAAAGAUUAUUUUGCAGGAUGUUUAUCAGGAAUCCUGGCUGUGUUUAGGUCAUGUUGCUGUGUCAGAUCAGCUGUAUGUGUUUAGAGUUGGCUUCAUUGGAAAGAUGUCAGUGACUGUGCUGUGGAUGUUGAUAGCUCUAUUUUAAAGUCAUGAAUGUAUAUGAAAUGCGAUUUUUCACCUAGAAUGAUGCAUUUUAUUGAAACAUUUAAUUAGUAUGAGUGAUGCCAAUUAUGAACAAUGGAACUCAGCUUAUGACUCAUCUGCAGUGUUUAGCAGUCAUCAUUCAUUUGGAGCUCUUUUAUUGAUGCAUUUUGGACCUUUGCUACUAUUCUGUUCUAUUUUGCUACUCAUCUGUGCUUUGUGUUCUUAAUUUUGAACACUUAUUUCAUAAAUUAGAGAUGGUCAUAGCUGCUUGAAGAAAAACCAUCUUCAUCUGUUGUUUGGAGGACAUCAUCAGGGCAAAAAACAAAAAAUUUAGAUAUUUGAUUCCAGUGCAAAUUAAUAAGGCAAGUGUUGAUUUCCUUCUCAAUAAACUUUUUAAAUGAAGUUUUCGACCCUGUCACCAUUGCUACAAAUGAACAAACACAUAUAGCUCUGCAAAUGUAA